Dromiciops gliroides (monito del monte) is the source of this 4982-nucleotide messenger RNA. It is a transcript of the gene UEVLD, whose product is annotated as UEV and lactate/malate dehyrogenase domains. Gene Ontology annotation, cellular component: ESCRT I complex. The transcript is spliced from 12 exons. Gene Ontology annotation, biological process: protein transport; carboxylic acid metabolic process; endosome to lysosome transport. The coding region runs from base 95 to 1501 and encodes 468 amino acids. The record is from RefSeq and is a predicted model, not a curated record. Gene Ontology annotation, molecular function: oxidoreductase activity, acting on the CH-OH group of donors, NAD or NADP as acceptor; ubiquitin binding. Lineage: Eukaryota; Metazoa; Chordata; Mammalia; Microbiotheria; Microbiotheriidae.
CACGGGGUUAGACCCUCGUCGGCUGCCGUCAUAGGGCGGAUCCGGAAGACGCCCGGGAGGUGGGGGCCUCGAGGAGAAGGAAAUCUGUCCUGAGAUGGAGUUCGACAGCGAGAGUCUGCGGCUGCAGCUGAGCAAGUACAAAUUCAGGGAUCUAACAGUGGAAGAAUUAACGAAAGUAAAUAUGUUCUAUCCAAAUUUCAGAUUCUCCAUGGACACUUAUGUUUUCAAAGACAGUUCUCAGAAAGAUCUGUUGAAUUUUACUGGCACUAUUCCUGUGAACUAUCAAGGUAACACGUAUAAUAUACCAAUUCGUAUGUGGAUUUUGGAUUCUCACCCCUUUGCACCCCCCAUUUGCUUCUUGAAACCAACUUCAAACAUGGGAAUUUCAGUGGGAAAACAUGUGGAUGCUCAGGGUAGAAUAUAUCUACCCUAUCUACAAAACUGGAGUCAUCCUAAAUCAGUCAUCACUGGGUUAAUCAGAGAAAUGAUUAUCAAGUUUCAGGAGGAACUUCCUCUGUAUUCCUUAUCCUCUACUGAUGAGGCUCAGCAGGUAGAAUUGCUAGCCUAUAUUUCAAAGAUCACUCAAGGUACCUCAGACAUACAGUCAAAAAAUCAAGAAAACAAAAGUGUCAACAAAGUUACUGUGGUUGGAAGUGGAGAGUUGGGAGUUGCUUGUGUAUUAGCAAUUUUAGCAAAGGGUAUUGCAGACAAAGUGGUCCUUAUCGAAUCCUCAGAAGGAAUAAAAGGAGGAACGAUGGACAUGGACAUUUUUGAGCUGCAGAAUGUGGAAAUCAGCAAAGACUUGUCUGCCUCUUGGAAUUCCAAAGUUGUGAUCUUCACCAUUAACUCCUUGGGAAAUUCUCAGACCUACCUUGAUGUCAUACAGAGCAAUGUGAACAUGUUCAGGGAGCUUGUCCCAGCUCUAGGACAUUACAGCCCACAAAGUGUGAUGCUUGUUGCCUCUCAACCAGUUGAAAUCAUGACAUAUGCAGCAUGGAAACUGAGUGCCUUUCCUGAAAAUCAAGUGAUAGGAAUUGGAUGCAAUCUGGAUUCAAAGAGAUUCCAAUAUAUUCUUACAAAUAUUUUGAAAGCACAGAACUCAGGAAAGGAAGUAUGGAUCAUUGGUGAACAAGGGGAAGACAAAGUACCUAUAUGGGUUAGUCAGGAAGAAGCAGUGGCUCCCAGCUUCCAGGCGCAGCUGUCCAACAGAGCUAUGGAAAUAUUAAAAGUAAAAGGUCAAAGAUCCUGGUCUGUUGGUCUGUCUGUUUCUGACCUAGUUGAUAGUAUCAUAAACAAUAAGAGUAAAGUUCAUUCUGUAUCAGUUUUAGCAAAGGGGCAUUAUAACAUAAAGAAUGAAGUAUUUUUAAGCUUGCCUUGCAUCCUUGGACACAAAGGCGUGUGUGAAGUUAUCAAAGCCACAGCAAAGGAAGAUCUGGUGACUGAGAAACUCCAGAGGAGUGCAUCCUCAAUUCAUAGUCUCCAAAACCAACUGAAACUUUAAAAGAGAAUUUUUAGUUUUGUGAUUUGGGGCACAUAAAACUACAGUUUUAUAAAAGAGGUGGCAAAGAGGUGGUUUUGAGUUUCUUUCUAUUCAUAUGACUACCCAGUCCUUACAGUGCUUUCCUAAAUGUUUAUAAAGUGCAUGCCAUCAUAGUAGGGGUUUUUUUUUUGACUAGUGCUGCCAUUUGAGUAAUUAAAGAGCCAAGUUAAAAAGAAAAAUUAUAUCCUGGUGCUCAUUGUUACUCCAGUGAAAUCUGUGCUGUACUUUAAUCUGGGGGACAAUGCAAAAUAUUUGGACGCUUUGCUUACUUUGUGUUUCAUUUUUAAAUAUGUAUCAUAACACAUACAAAAUUAACAUGGGAAAUAUUUUUAAGUUAUUUUUAAAUUUAAUAGUAAAUUUAAUCAUCUACAUAUAUCAUUUUUUCAAAGAUCCUGUAUAAAUAUACAAUUAUUAGGUUUUCACUAAAUUUCUACAGUUGAUUCAAGGAUUAUGCAACUUUUACUGGUCUGUUUUGCUAAUUAUUAAACAUGGUUUUAGUAAAAUACUUCAAGUCAAACAUUUAAUAAGCAGUGUCUGCUAUGUGCAGAGCACUUCAUAUUCUUUCUUUAAUUGAAUUAACUAUCAAAAAUGGAAAGAUAUUUGGCAUACACUUUAGAAUAAUGAAAUGAAUUGACCAAAAUGGCUCCUUCCCUCCGGACCUAAGGCAAUUUGACUUAACGUUUAUAGGAAUGAAUGAGCAAAAUGUCACUCUGCGUUAGACCUUUAUUGUUGUUGCAGGUUAACUCUUGAAAAAAUAUUAAUAUUGUACUCUGUUUUAGGUCUGCCAGAAAUAAUUUUAUUUAAUAUUAAUUUAAUAUAUCCAAGCAUUUUUACUUUAGAAAAUCCAGUUUGGGGUUAGCAUUCUACUUCAACAGAUAGAAUAGUCAUUUAAUAAGUACUCAAUUCUUUCCUUCACUAGGCUAAUGUGAAGUUGGGAAUAUUAGUAUUUUAAAUAAAAUUGUUUCAGGGACUUGCACCAGCUAUUUGGUUGACAAUAUGCUGCUGACAAUAUGUAAACUCCUCAGGGGCAGGAAUUGUUUAAUUUUUGUCCUUGUUUCUCUAGCACCUAGCAUAGUCCCUGCACAUAGUAGGAACCUGAGAAAUGCCUGUUUAAUUGAAGUAAGUGCCAUACAAAUGAAAAAAAUAUUAAAUAUGACAAAGUUAAUGCUUAGAGAACAAUUACCUGAAGGAUUGAAGGAAUUCCUUUCCCUGGAUCAAUAUGGUAAUCAUUUUUUAUUUAGAAAGAUGGCACUUCCUCUUAGGUGAAUUGCAGGGCAAUUGUUUCAGGAAUGGAGAAGGCAACAAAUAGAAUCAGUUUUAAGCAGACAAGAAGUUCACUGUUCAGUCAGUUAACAAGCAAUCAUUAAGUGCCAAAUAUGGGCUAGGUACUAGGUACCAGAAAUGGAGAAAACAGCCUCAGCUCACAAGGAGUUCACAGUCUAAUGAAUGAAACUAUGCAAAUAACCAAGUUCAAACUAGAUAAAGACAGGAUAAAUUAGAGAUAAUCUCAGAGAGAAAGCACUAGCAUUAAGGGAAUGAGGAAAGGCUUCUUCUAGAAGGGGAGAUUAUAGCUGGGACAUGAAGGGAGAGCAGGAAAUGUGAGAUAAGGAGAAAGAGAAUUCCAAGUGUGGAAUUCAGCCAAUAAAAAUGCCCAGAGUUUGGAGAUGGAGUGUCUUGUUCAAGGAACUACAAGAAUCACUGGAUCACAAAAGUAUAUGAAAGACAGUAAGCUGUAAGAAGACUGAAAGAGCCAGGUCAUGAAAAGCUUUGAAUGCCAAACGGGAUUUGAUAUUUGAUCCUGAAGGUAAUAGAGAACCACUGGAGUUUAUUGAAUGGGGAUAGAGUAGGGGUGGUGACAAGGUCAGACUUAUACUUUAAGAUCAAUAUCAUAGCUAAGUGGAGGAUGGACUUCAGUAGGGACAGAUAAGCAGGAAGACCAUACAGCAGGCUAGUGCAGUAGUCCAGGCAUUAGGUGAUAAGAACUUAACACUAGGUUGCUAACUGUAUCAAAGGAGAGAAAGAAGUGUUUAUUAAAGAUGUUGCAAAGGCAAAAUCAACAGGCCUUGGCAACGGGUUGGAUGUGGCGGGGGUGAGAGUGAGGAGUCAAGGAUGACAUCUGGUUGCUAGCCUAAGUGACUGGAAUAAUGGUGGUCCUGUCAACAUUAAUAGGGAAAUUAGGAAGAGGCAAGAAUUUUGGGGGAAAGAUAAUGAGUUCAGUUUGGGACAUAUUAAAUUUAAGAUGUCUACAGGACAUCCUGUAGGAUCAGUAAAGAGGUUAGUGCAGGAUAGGUAAAUUUGAAGAUCAUUAACCUAGAGAUGGUAAUUGAAUCCAUGAGAGCUGAAGAGACCACUAAGUGAAAUAGUAUAGAAAAAGAAGACCCAAGAUAGCCCUAUUAAACACCCAAGAUUAGAGAGCAUGGUUUGGAUGAAAAUCUAGCCAAAGGAGACUGAGGCUUGUUAGAUAGGAGAAGAAGGAAGAGAAUAGUGUCAUGAAAACAAAAGAGAGUAUUCAAGAUUUAGUUUCUACCCUUAAUCCAUUUCUCUAUGAAAGACCUUUUGUUCUUGGCCUUCUACACAUUUUCAAAAUGGGAAAGGUUUGAAAAAUAUUUUUAGACUAAAUCAAUCCACAUUUAUUAUAUUUCUGCUCUGUGCCAGGCACUGUGCUAAGUGCUGGGGAUACAAAUGGGGGAACAAAAGACAGCUCCUGCCAUCAAAGAAUUUACUCUAAUGGGGGAAGAUAGCAAACAAAAGGAGGCAAAAAGGGAAAUUGGGGAAAGUUACUGACUUGUGGGUGUGAUGAAGUCAAUGUCAAAGACGUCUCAAAGGAAUGGAGCCAGGUGAGAACAGUGAUUUCUUAAUAUUUCUAUAGAAACUGAAAAGGAGGUUUUUAAUAUGCUCCCACAAGUAUGUGAAUACAAAAUGUCCUUAAAUUUCCACUGCAAAUUUUACCUCAAAUUUUUUCUCAAUAUUUGAUGAACUAUUUGGUAAACAUUUCAAUAUUUCAUAAAAAACUAUAUGAAGUUGAUUGGACCACCAAUGUGCAUUUUUUUUUAAAAUGUAAAAAUCAAGGACUAGGUAGACUAGAGAACCAGCAAAUAACAAUGUUUUUUUCAAACCUUUGGACACUAUGGACUAAGAGAAAAGUAUGGAUGGAGCAGUAUAAAUCCUCUACCAUUCCAGGGGAAAAUAAUACAAAGUGUUCUUUGGUAGUAUGGGGAAAAUUGUUAAUUACUGGAUUGUGGGAAAAAUUUAAUUGUUGCAUUGUUUGAACCUAGCCUUCAUGGCAAGAAAACAGACUUGUAUUGCUUAGGGACCAGACUAGUUUAAUGCUUAAUUUAGGACUCCAGCUCAGCCCAACCCCAGAAAAUUCCAAGAUACCCAAAGAUUAAUGCGUGGAUGUCCAUAUUCGUGAAAAAUAAAUUUUAGUUAAUUUAUGUGAAAA